Messenger RNA from Drosophila bipectinata, 1794 nucleotides. RefSeq names its product de-etiolated protein 1 abo. The record is from RefSeq and is a predicted model, not a curated record. Lineage: Eukaryota; Metazoa; Arthropoda; Insecta; Diptera; Drosophilidae. Gene Ontology annotation, cellular component: nucleus; cullin-RING ubiquitin ligase complex. Gene Ontology annotation, biological process: positive regulation of proteasomal ubiquitin-dependent protein catabolic process; protein ubiquitination. Gene Ontology annotation, molecular function: ubiquitin-like ligase-substrate adaptor activity; ubiquitin protein ligase binding.
CUUUUAAGUGCUGGAAAACGCGAAAAAUGUCUGUAAACAAACACCUGUGGAAAUAAUGGCCUACAGCGAGAGGCUGCAAUCGCAGAACCUCGUGCACCUGCUCCAGAAUCGAGAAUCAGGCUUCCUUGCUCCCGGAACUUCUGCCAGCAGGACCCCCCAGUUUGCCCACGAGCGAAAGUUCUACAAGUGCAUCACUCCCUGCUUGACCAUUGAUUCCAUUUCGAUUCCGCAAGUUUACCUGCGGAAGUUUACACCAGAUGGCAGCAAGUUACUGGCUUUCUCGCAGGAUCAGCGCAGCCUGCAUAUUUACAAGUACAAGGGCUUCGGCUCGGCGGCGGUGGGAGAGUUGAUCCGGGAAGCGAAUGUGGGCACCGGAGAAUGCUUCAAGAGCCAGGAAAGCAACGUACAGAACCAGAUCUUCGACCGCUUGUUCGCCACAAAGGAUGCCACUGUCCUGCGACUCUGUCAGGGCGAAAGCGGACGGUAUUAUCUGCACCGGGAGUUCAGCGUGUUCCUGGAGAACGGCCGUUACGUUCUACUGGCUGCAAUGUCCGUCUUGAGAAACGCCAUGCCCACCAUGUCUUACAUCCUCUACCCGGAUUUGUUUGACAAACUAGACGCCUACUCUUACGUGUUCUUCGUGGUCGACCUGGAACAGGGCUGUGUCACCCACAGACUCUUCUUGUCGCAGGACUCCAUAGUGAUAGCCCAUAACCAUGGCAUCUCGGUGUUUGGUUCUACAAUUGCAAUCAUGUCCAGGCUGCAUCAGUGCAUCUAUGUUUACGAGCUAGUGGAGGGUCGUUUGGUUGAACAGGAGACGAUUGGUCCCCGGCCAAGAGACUUUAUCGAGAAUGCGUCCAUGGAUGUUGGCAACCUGGACGCGACAACGGUUAUGCCAAUUACUCACAUUAAACAAAGGGUCCUAAGCUUUCUGUACCGCCAAAUUUAUGGGGAGAGUCCUUCAGCGAGGCAGAAGCUGCAAGAUUUUUACAAGAUCUUUGAAUUUGUGGAAUACAUGAUUAUGGAAAGGAUGCAAUUGGUGAACAAGGAACUCCUCCUGUUGCGCUACGAAGAACGUCAAAAAGACAGCGAUGUUAUGCCUCUGACACCAACUCCUCGCCGCUUGUAUGUUUUUUACAAUAUAGCCAGCGAGGAGGUGGUGGGGGUCUACCAUGAUGAUUCCGUUGACUUGCUGCAGAUCAUACUCCAAUUUUACGACCAGAUGAGCAAUGUUCGAUCCAUGCAAACAGGAGAUGCUCCCUCCCUGCCGCUGCACUUUUUUCUCAAGCAAAACUUUGCAGAUGCCAGCGAAUCCAUACCCUUCAUCCGGCAUGCAGCAUUGCGCUUCAAUCCAAGUGUUCCUGUCAGCUCCCAGAGUCUGUCACCAUCGCCGUAUCUCCAGUUCAACGACUUCAGCUACGAUGACCGGCACAUAUCGCCCCUAGAGCGUCCAAAUCCCUGUUCCACUGAGCCCAUUGUAUUUAGAGAUCGGAUGACGAAGAGUGUAAAGUUUCGGCUUUACGCCAAGGCGCGUCGACCAACCAACUCACUGUCACCCCGGGAGUUAUGCGCCUUUAUUUGGCACCCAUUCGAGCCCUUUGUGCUCAGCAUCCAGAAGUGUAUGAAUAGUUACGCAUACCAUGUACAUUUGUAUAAUCACAGCACGGUGGUAGAACAGACGAGUAACUGAAAUAAAAGCGCACUGUGAUUUGUAAAUACAUUCUAACUAGAUCCUUCCCUAGGGCGCUUAGCCUAUAAUAUUAAGGAUUAGUUGAGGGAUUAGGAUAAUAUGUA